Molecule: messenger RNA, 2628 nt
Organism: Aegilops tauschii subsp. strangulata
Lineage: Eukaryota; Viridiplantae; Streptophyta; Magnoliopsida; Poales; Poaceae
Source: RefSeq, a predicted model, not a curated record
AUGGUGGAUUCGCCGCCGCCGAGCAUGGGGGAGUCACCGCCGCCGCAAGCAGACCUCGCCCACAUAGACAGAAGCUGGAUUAGAAAAGGAGUUAGAAAGUUUUUGAAAGAACAUAUGAAAGGAGUUGAUGAUUUCAUGGCAUUUGUUCGAGCAAAUUUUGCCAACGAUGCUCACAUUCGUUGCCCAUGCUGCGAAUGCCUCAACCGUUCAAGAAUGGCUCAAGGAAGAGUGGAAGAUCAUCUGCUUCUUAAUGGGAUGUCCAGCACAUAUGAUAGGUGGAUAUAUCAUGGAGAACCUUUAGACAGACAACCUCAACAUUUUGAAGCUGAUACAGAGGCCCCUCAUAUGAUGGGUGGUGGUGAUGCUGGCAUUGAUUUCAUGGAAAAGGUUUUGCGAGAUAAUGCUGGUUUGGAGGAAGAGGAUGGGCAUGAAGAUGAUAGGAUUCCUGACCUAUUGAAGGAUUUGUACGAUGCUGAAGAUCGUGCUGAUGGACAGAAGUCAUUGUUUGCUGAGGUGUUAGAGGAGGCGAAGCGCGCAGCUCAUGAAGGGGGUAAAUUUUCAAGAUUUACCUUCACCGUGAAGUUACUCCACAUCAAGUCUUUCUUCCAAAUUAGCAAUGCUGCAUUCAACGCAAUACUCUGCCUUUUGAGCUUGCAAUUCCCUGAUAGUUGUGUUUUUUCCAGAUCUUAUGAUGAAGCAUUGAGCAUAAUCCGCAGGCUGGGGUUAGGUUAUGUGUCAAUACAUGUGUGCCCAAAUAUCUGUGUCUUGUUUCGAAAGGAUUUAGCAAAGCAUGACAACUGUCCAAAAUGGAAUGCCUCUAGGUGGAAAGAUGCUGAUGGGAAGAAGUCAAUACCGGAGAAGGUACUGAGGCACUUUCCGUUGAUACCAAGGCUGCAGCGGAUGUUCAUCUCGAAGAAAUCAUCGCGUGAGGUACAGUGGCACAAGCUGAAGCGGCAACCUGUGGACAAUGAGCUGAGCCAUCCAGCGGACGGAGAGGCAUGGAAAGAGUUUGACUGUAUACAUUUAGAUUUUGCUGCAGAUCAAAGGAACAUAAAACUUGGCAUUGCCACAGAUGGGUUUAAUCCGUUUGGGAACAUGAGCACGUCUUAUAGCAUGUGGCCAGUUUUUGUGCUGCCGUACAACCUGCCACCAUGGGCAUGCAUGGAUCAGUCCAACUUCAUGAUGUCAUUUCUUAUCCCGGGUCCAGAUUCUCCAGGAAAGGAUUUUGAUGUCUUUAUGGAGCCCCUCGUAGAAGAAUUGCUCCAGCUCUGGACUGGUGUACCUACAUACGAUGCCUUGAGUCCGGAAGAAAAGUUCAAUCUACGUGCUGCAAUCAUAUGGUCCAUCCAUGAUUUCCCGGCUCUGCACACUCUGUCUGGGAGGAUCACAGCGGGUUAUAAGGCAUGUGUCCAUUGUGACAAAGACCCUUGCUCAAAGAGAAUAAGGAGCAAGAUCUGCUAUAUUGGGCAUCGCCGCUUUCUUCCCCGAAACCAUCGCUGGCGAAGAAGCAAAGAUUUUAAUGGUGAGAAUGAAACCCGUGACAAGCCAGCUGAAUUCACUAAAGAAGAGCUGGAGCAACAACUUGAAAAGGUGAAAGAUGUGAGACCAGGAAAGCUUGCGAAGAAAAGAAAGCGUGAGGAAGGUCAAUGUAGGGACCGGAGGUCUUGUUUGUGGGACCUGCCAUACUGGGCUGAUAUGAAAUUAAGGCAUAAUCUCGAUGUAAUGCAUGUUGAGAAAAACAUAUGCGAGAAUCUGCUAAGGACGUUUCUGAACAUUGAAGGGAAAACAAAGGACACGGUUAGUUCUAGGCUUGAUUUGGAGGACAUGGGCAUAAGAGAAGAUUUGCAUCUACAGCACAAUGAAGAUGAAGAUUCAUUUGAAAUGCCACGAGGAUGGUAUACAAUGAGUAAAGAACAAAAGCUUGCAUUCUGUGAAUUCCUAAGAGCGGUGAAAUUUCUAGAUGGUUAUGCUGCUAACCUAGCAAAGUGUGUUACUUCUGAUGGAUUCAAGCUUUCAGUACUGAAAACCCAUGAUUGUCACAUCCUCCUCCAAAGGAUUUUACCGGCGGGCCUCCGAGGAAUCAUGGACAAGGAUAUAUAUGAAGCGGUUGCUGAGCUGGGAAAUUUCUUUAGAGAACUAUACUUUUGCGAUGUGGAAACAAGAUGGAACCGACUGGGCAGAAAUAGAGAGCAGUCUGAUUCGCAAAGUGGUGAUGUCUCUGUUUUCAACCAUGGUGUGAACUUUCUUGGAGCCUCACAAUACUUGGAGGCUGGUGAUGAGUAUGACAAGUUGGUUUGGUAUGUGCUCAGCAAUUGCGCCGAGGUUCUACCAUAUAUCGAGAAAUGCAAGGGAGAGUUAAAUCAGGAAGAAAGCAAGAUCAAUGUUGAUAAAAGGGUUGCCAAGGGGUUUGCUAUUUGGUUUAGGAAUCAUAUUGGAAAGUUGCAUGAGGAGAAGAAGGUCAAUGAUGAUCUAUUUGCUUUGGCAUGCUUACCAGAUAAGCGAAGAAGUGAGAUGGCUGGCUUGGAAGGUUUCGACUUCUUCGAGAUCGUAAUUGAGAAAUCUUGCAGUAGGCAGUGCUUGAUUGGCACAAUUAACCACUGCUUGACCCUCGCUGCAGAGGCUGCCUGA